CAACCUUACUUCAAAGUAGAGCUGAAACGAGUACUCGAGCAACUCGAGUAACUCGAGUUUAAAAACUGAUCCGAGUAAUUUUAUUCACCUCGAGUAAUCGUUUAUUUUGACAGCUCUAAGCAUCACGUUUUGCUCGGACUACUUUUAAUGCGGGACAACGCGCUGUCACGUGCGGAGAGGAAGAAGGGGGAAAAAAAAAACUUACUGCAGCCGACAGCCGCCACAAACGACGCCGACAUUGCUAAAUACCCCGUACGAUGCUACGUUGGUACAGGUUGUUAAUUGGUGCCCCCCGAGCCAAAGCUUUGGGAAAACAGAAUGCAAACAUCACUGGGGGACUUUAUAAGUGUGACAUCAGCUACUCUCCUGACUGUGAGCGCAUUUUAUUUGACAAUGAAGUUGCUUUGUCUUUGCCUAAACUUUGAAAGAGGAUAUCCGAGUUGAGAACAAGGAGAACCAGUGGAUGGGGGUGACGGUCCAGAGUCAAGGACCUGGGGGAAAGAUUGUGACUUGUGCUCAUCGCUAUCAGAGGCGCUUGUUUGUAAACACGCCACAAGAGGCCCGUGACAUCACAGGCCGCUGCUAUGUCCUGAGCCAAGACCUGAGCAUCGAUGAGUCGUCCGAUGAGGACGGCGGCAACUGGAAUUUCUGCGAUGGCAGGGUCAGAGGUCACGAGAUGUUUGGCUCGUGUCAGCAGGGCGUGGCCGCCGCUUUCACCAAAGACUAUCAUUACCUGGUGUUCGGGGCGCCGGGAGCGUACAACUGGAAAGGCAUCGUACGGGUGGAGCAGAAAAACAACACUCUGCUGGAGAUGGGCGUGUACGACGACGGCCCUUAUGAAGUUGGGGAUGAGCACGUAUAUAACGCGGAUCUGGUACCCGUGCCUGCCAACAGCUACCUUGGAUUUUCUCUGGACUCAGGUCACAGCAUCACCAGGAGGCGUGGCCUAAUCGUGGUGGCAGGAGCGCCGAGAGCCAAUCACAGUGGAGCCGUGCUCCUGCUGAGGAAAGAGAAUGAAGGCUCGCCCCGACUUGUAGUGGAGCACACGCUGUACGGACCUGGCCUGGCGUCCUCAUUUGGAUACGACGUGGCCGUAGUUGACCUGAACGGGGACAGGUGGCAGGACAUCGUUGUCGGAGCACCUCAGUUCUACAUGAAGGACAAAGAUGUGGGAGGGGCUAUUUAUGUUUACAUCAACCAAGCGGGACGAUGGCGAGGCGUCGUACCCGUUCGUCUCGACGGGACCCGAGACUCCAUGUUUGGGUUAGCGGUGGACAACAUUGGAGACAUCAAUCAAGACUCUUAUGAAGACAUUGCCGUCGGAGCUCCUUAUGAUGAUGCCGGUGCUGGAAAGGUCUACAUUUAUCAUGGGUCUGCGCAGGGAAUAAAAGCAAGAUCAGUACAGAUCAUUUCCGGGAAAGAUUACAACAUGCGACUGUUUGGCUAUUCUCUGGCAGGCAACAUGGACCUGGACAGCAACUCUUAUCCUGACCUUGCUGUGGGCUCUCUAUCAGACUCGGCACUUAUAUACAGGGCACGACCAGUUAUUAGUAUCCACAGAAAUGUCCAAAUUUCCCCACGUGAAAUUGAUCUGACAGUAAAGAACUGUGGCAACAACAUUUGCUUCACAGUGGACGCUUGCUUCAGCUACAAAGCAAACCCUGUGUCUUACAACCCAAGAAUAACCAUCAGCUAUUCUGUGGAGGCGGACGGAGAUCGCAGGAAACAAGGCUUGCUCUCCAGAGUCAUAUUCUUGAACAAAUCCAACUCGGAAACAGAACAUCAGUUUAACGGCACCUUGGACCUUCGAGGACAAAAGCAGGAAACGUGUGUAAAGAUAAAAGCAAAGUUAAAGGACAACAUUAAGGAUAAGAUGCGCAGCAUUCCCAUUGAGGUGACAGCACAAAUAGUUGGCACGAAGCGUCAAAAGUCAAAAAGCGGCCUCCCGCAGCUGAUGCCCAUUUUAGAUUCUUCUCAGUCGAGCAAAGAAACCCUCAAGGUCAACUUUGUCAAGGAAGGAUGCGGAAGUGAUCAUAUUUGUCGCAGUAACCUGAUGAUGGACUACAAGUUGCUGUACAAGCAAAGCAAUCAAGACAUUUACUCACCUUUGCCCAUCAAGAGCAACGUGCCCGUGUUUCAUCUGACUUACGAGAGGAAAGACUUAGCUCUGCGUCUGACCGUCAGCAACAUCAACGGAGACGACGCCUACGAGGCAAAGCUGACGGGCUCGUUCCCCGACACGUUGUCGUAUUCGGGCGUCCGCUCGCAUCGCACUGCGAUUGACAAGCAGAUAAUUUGCGUCGCCAAUCAAAACGGCUCUCAGGCUGAAUGCGAGCUCGGCAACCCAUUUAAGCAAGGCUCCCAGGUUACAUUUUACAUCAUCCUGAGCACUGUUGCAAUGACUCUGGAGACGACGGAGGUUGAUAUAGACCUGCAGCUCCAAACAACUAGUGUACAAGAUCUUGCCCGUGUGAGGAUCAAAGCCAAAGUAAUGAUUGAGUUGCCAUUGUCAGUUUCAGGGGAAGCCAACCCUCAUCGUGUUUCUUUCGGUGGAGUCGUGAGAGGAGAGAGCGCUAUGACGAGUGAAGAAGAGAUCGGCAAUUUGGUUAAUUACACCUUCAGAAUUAACAAUUUAUGGGAGUCUUCGGUCAAAUCCUCAUUGCACAUCCAGUGGCCCAAGUCCAACAACAAUGGCAAAUGGCUUUUAUACCUGGUGAAGAUGAAUGCUAAAGAAGGACCACGUGACGUCAUUUGUACACCAGAGUCUGAGAUUAAUCCUCUCAAACAUAUCCAGGAGAGCUCUACACUCAGGACAAAGCGUGAGAUUGCCCAGAAAAAAACAAGAGGAAAGGCUUCCGUACUGUCAAACAAAAAUAAGAUUUUGGCGUGUGGGAAAGACUUACAGUGUGUGCUGCUCAAGUGCCCCCUACAUGGACUCGAUGGGACUACCGUGGAACUCAGGGCUCGUCUGUGGAAUGCGACCUUUUUGGAGGAUUACGCUUCUCUUUCAUUCUUGGACAUAAUUGUGAAAGCUUCUCUGGUGCUUCACACCCGGGCUACAAACAUGAUUCUGAGAACCCCUGAUACUGAAGUAACGCUUACCGUGUUCCCGGAGAGUGCUGUGGCCCAACAUGGUGGCGUCCCCUGGUGGAUCAUCAUGGUGGCGGUUCUGGCAGGGAUCUUUAUCUUGGCCUUGUUAGUCUGCCUGCUGUGGAAGUGUGGAUUCUUCAAACGCUCCAAGCAGGAGGAAACUGUCCCGCAGUAUCACGCCGUGCGCAUCCGAAAGGAUUCUCCUCACUAUGAAGACAGCAAAGUCAAGCUGGAUGCUUUUGAGAAGAAGUCGUGGAUGACAACUUGGGUUGACAAUGAAAGUUACUCAUAAGUUUCUGAACAGGGACAACCUAUUGGUUGUAAUUUUUUAAUGAAAUGAUGAACUAUUUACACCUGCACAAUGUAAUGGACAAAACUGCUGCAUUCUGCCUUAAAAUACUAAAUUAUCCUGAGCUACCUGAAUUUUUGAUCCAGCAUCUUUAUAUCAGUAAAUUUAAAUUCAGUGUCGAAGCCAGUAAAUGGCCUAUUUUUCAAGGGAUUACCAGGAAUUGUUAGUUUUCUACACUGUAUUCUUUAAAACACAUUUUUGUGUUUUUUGUACAUAUUUCUGUACAUUGUAUAUUUAUUUUUUGAUAAGUCACAAUAGAGCCAAAGAUGUCUUUUAUAUAAACCUGGCUUGCAUCCAUUUCAAAGUGAACUACUGAUCUGAUAGAGUGGUACAAACAAACAAAAACUAUGCAAAGAUGAUAUAGUUGACCAUGUGCAUGUUUUGUAUUUAAAGACUUUUAUAGUACUUUUAAAACAGCAAUGGAAGUCAGGUGACUCAAUGUGAAAAGAUGUUUUUGUUUUGUAUUUUCCAGGUAGUAUCGCCACUGAAAAAGUAAUUUUCUUUUGUGUGAGGAACUUAAAGGGACAAAUUAGCCUGAAUAUGAUGAUUCAGGAAUAUAAUUUUUUAUGCAGGAUUUGUCAAGUAGAAUAAACAAUGUUUUAGUAAAUUCAGCUUUGCUGACUUGUUCUAAAGUUCUGCCAUUUUUUUUUUUCUACAUGGACUACACUAUACCUAAUAUUCCUGACAUAACACUUAACUCAUUUACUGCAAUUGACAAAGAUCCACGUAAUCCGGAAAUCUAUGACAGUCAAUAGCAGCCAUUUUUACACGCCUCUAUGGCAUGACUUCCAAGAACAGCAAAAUAAAUUCAAGAGUCGGUCUA
Messenger RNA from Corythoichthys intestinalis (scribbled pipefish), 4262 nucleotides. RefSeq names its product integrin, alpha 6a (gene itga6a). NCBI's taxonomy places the organism in Eukaryota, Metazoa, Chordata, Actinopteri, Syngnathiformes, Syngnathidae. Bases 464 to 3382 code for a protein of 972 amino acids. The transcript has 25 exons. The record is from RefSeq and is a predicted model, not a curated record. Gene Ontology annotation, molecular function: integrin binding. Gene Ontology annotation, cellular component: integrin complex; external side of plasma membrane. Gene Ontology annotation, biological process: cell-cell adhesion; cell-matrix adhesion; cell adhesion mediated by integrin.